Messenger RNA from Oryza brachyantha (malo sina), 1611 nucleotides. Its product is annotated as UDP-glycosyltransferase 88F3-like. Lineage: Eukaryota; Viridiplantae; Streptophyta; Magnoliopsida; Poales; Poaceae. The record is from RefSeq and is a predicted model, not a curated record. The coding region runs from base 1 to 1428 and encodes 475 amino acids. Gene Ontology annotation, molecular function: UDP-glycosyltransferase activity. The transcript has a single exon.
AUGGAACCCAAUUCAGAACGUAGCCAGACCGUGGUGCUGCACGCCGGCUUCGGCGUCGGCCACCUCGCCCCCAUGGUGGAGCUCGCCAAGCUCUUCCUCGGCCGUGGCUACGCCGUCAUCGUCGCUGUCCCGACCCCUCCUGCCUCCGCCUCCGCCGACAUCUUGGCGUCGUCCGCCCCCGCGGUCGCGCGCAUCGCUGCUGCCAACCCUUCCGUCUCCUUCCACAGCCUCCCGCCCCCGGACUACCCCGAGCCGGACUCCAAUGGCUUCCAGCAGAUACUCGACGUGAUCCGCCUCACCGUACCGGUCCUCCUGAUGUUCCUCCGCUCCCUCCCGUCCGUCGCCGCCGUCGUGCUGGACCUCUUCUGUGUCGACGCCCUCGACGCCGCAGCGGCGGCCGGUGUGCCGGCGUACUUCUACUUCACCUCCUCCGCCGGGGUCCUCGCCGCGUUCCUCCACCUCCCCCACCACUUCGCCACCACGGAAGGCAACUUGAAGGACAUGGGGAAGGCGCUCCUCCACUUUCCGGGCGUCCCUCCGAUCCCGGCGUCGGACAUGCCGUGCAACGUGCUCGACCGCGCGGACCCGAUCGGCGCUUCGCUGAUCUAUCACUACCGGCGCAUGCCGGGGGCACGGGGCAUGCUGAUCAACACCUAUGAAUGGUUGGAGGCGAGGGCCGUGGCGGCGCUCAGGGAGGGCGCGUGCGUGCCCGACCGCCCCACGCCGCCGGUUUACUGCAUCGGGCCGCUGAUCGUGAAAGGAGAGCGACAUGCGUGCCUCGCGUGGCUUGACGCGCAGCUGGAGCGGAGCGUCGUGUUCGUCAGCUUCGGCAGCAUGGGCGCCGUAUCGGCGGAGCAGCUGAAGGAGAUAGCUCGUGGUCUGGAGAAUUCCGGCCACCGUUUCCUGUGGGCGGUGCGGAGCCCGCCGGAGGACCCGGCCAAGCUCUCCUUGCCCCGUCCGGAGCCAGACCUGGACGCGCUGCUCCCGGAGGGGUUCUUGCAGAGGACGAGGGACCGAGGAAUGGUGGUGACGACGUGGGCGCCGCAGGUGGAGGUGCUGCGCCACGCCGCGACGGGCGGGUUCGUGACGCACUGCGGGUGGAACUCUGUGCUGGAGGCGGCGGCGGCCGGAGUCCCGAUGCUGUGCUGGCCGCAGUACGCCGAGCAGAGGCUGAACAAGGUGCUCGUGGUGGACGGAAUGCAGCUCGGUGUGGUGAUGGACGGCUACGACGAGGAGCUCGUCAAGGCAGAGGAAGUGGAGAAGAAGGUGAGGGUAGUGAUGGAGUCUGAGGAAGGCCGGAAGCUCAGAGUGAGGCAGGCAAUGGCGAAGGAGAUGGCCGCGGAGGCGCUGGCAGAUGGCGGGCCGUCGUGCAUGGCGUUCUCUGAAUUCGUGAAGGACUUGGAGCUAGCGCGCCAAACGAUCAAGUGAUGAUCACUAAUCACUGACCCUGAGAGCAAGUAUAAUAGCGUGCUAUAAGGGCAUUCUCCACCCAAUAACUAAGAUGAUGUCUAUAACAUUAAAUAAGUUAUCUCAUAAGAGCAAGGUUAACAAUGUAGCCAAUAAGCUAGCUAUAAGAUUUCUUCUCUUAGCCCACCCAUAUACUAGUUAGCU